AGAUUCUACGUCUUGGUGGAGCCAAUCAAGGUCCGCCUAAAAGGGCAUCGUCAUGGCGCUCGAUCGUCUUGGUUUGUCUGCUAUCAGCCAUUAAAGAAAUCACGCACAGCGAAUGCGUCGUUAUCCAGCUCGUAGCAUCCAUGGGCUGGGGUCGUACUUAAAGUGAAACGGAUUGGAGCCGGUAUCACUCUGUGAAGAGUAUGUGUGUCGGAUCCACAUUUGCGCACUGGAGGCCAAACACCUAACAGUGAGUCAGCUCUGCCGUGAUUCCACGACCUCUCGAUCAUUGCCGCUCGCAUAGCAAACACGUAUGUGUACCUCCAGCAGGAAACGUGCAAGCUGUUAGAAGGCUUUACAGGCCAUUCCGAACACCAACCUUCUAUAGGACUGCUAAAGCCCUUGCAUCGUGAAGCCUAGAGUACUGUGGCUACCAGUCAUGGCUACAUCCCGGCCAGCUCCACACUUUCAACUGAUCGACGGCGUUCCACGGUCGCCGCUCCUGGACCCAGACACGGUCCGCGUGGCUCUGAAACAUCGACCCCGAGACGGUGACGUCGUCCUGAUCACCUACCCGAAAUCCGGUAGCCACUGGACGCUACAGAUCAUCCAGCUUAUCCUAAACCGCGGCGAGAGCACCUCAAACUUCGCCGAACUUGUGAAACGAACGCCCUCCCUCGAGGCUCAAGGUCUGAAGUCGCUUGAAGACCUGCAACCACCCAGGGUGGCAAGGACUCACUUCGAUCUGUUGCGGUACAACUUCAAUGAAAAGGCCAAGUACAUCUAUGUGGCGCGCAGCCCCUGGGACGUCUGCGUAUCUUUUUACCACGUAGCGAAGUGCGUUCCUGGGUUUCGUUUUCAAAACGGAACCCUGGAUGACUUCUUCGAGACGUUCUUGAACACAAACUUCGGCUUUGGGCACUACUUUGACCACGUUCUUUCUGGCCAUAGUUUUAAGGAUUACACGAACGUGCUGUUUCUUACCUUCGAAGAGCUGAAGGCGGAGAAACCUUCUGCGGUUCUGAAGAUAGCCUACUUCCUCGGCGAAGAGCACGGCAAAAUGCUGGAAGAUGAUCGAGAAAUCUUCGAUCGUGUGUUGAGGAAGAGUACCAUAGAAUACAUGAGGGGUGCCUUCGACGUUGAUGCCAAAGCGUUUACAGCGGUGUUCACGAAUGUUCGUGAGGUGAAUGCAGACGAUACGUCUGCGACAAAACCGACAGGGGUAGACAAUGCGCCGAAGCUGGAAUUGUUCCGAAAGGGUAGAGCCAAUGACUGGAAAGAAGUCCUGACAAAAGAGCAGAUGGAACGCCUGCGAGAUAAGGUGGCAGCACUGCCACAAGCUUCGAUAAUCAUUAGCCUAUGGAGGGAGUUGAAGAAACAAGAUAACAAGAAGGUUGAAGAACAGAGUCAUGAGCGCAUUUCAGACUAAUCUAUUCCUCGCUUUCCUAAUAAUAUUUUUCUCUAUUUAUCUUUAUGUUAAUACAAGUUUCUUUCAUAAGUCCGAAGUGAUCACUUGUUAUUAAUAAAGUAACUCUUGUUCAUGAA
Ixodes scapularis (black-legged tick) is the source of this 1542-nucleotide messenger RNA. Its product is annotated as sulfotransferase ssu-1. Gene Ontology annotation, molecular function: sulfotransferase activity. Gene Ontology annotation, biological process: sulfation. The record is from RefSeq and is a predicted model, not a curated record. The transcript is spliced from 2 exons. NCBI's taxonomy places the organism in Eukaryota, Metazoa, Arthropoda, Arachnida, Ixodida, Ixodidae. Bases 437 to 1426 code for a protein of 329 amino acids. Gene Ontology annotation, cellular component: cytoplasm.